AGAGAGGGUGUGACAUGCGAUAGAUUGAAAUCCUUUUCUAUUCAAUCUUUCGGAUAUUGCUUGGUCAAAUGUUUCGUCAAAACUCUAUAUUAACCCUCAUUUAUGUCGCUUUUCUCGUCAUUUUCUUAUUCUUCUCGCACCGGGGACUGUUAACUGGCAGUAAAUUGUCUCGUAAUAAGUAACAGACCGGAAAUUGCGUUGAAGUAGACCGGGAUAACGCUACAAUUCAGGAUCCUCUCUUAACCUACCUGCCUCCUCCACCAAAACUCCUGUUGGAGUGAAGCUUUGGCUCAAAUCGCAUCUUCGCCGAGACACGAUGUCUCCUUUCGGCCGGCUGCUGCUACUCGUCUGCCUCGUUCUUCCUCUUUAUGCAGUGGAAAAGGUGAGGAACCGAGGGUAUCGAAAGGAUGCAGAAUUUGAUAAGUGCACUGGAAACGAUGCAGACAAUCCCAACUGCACUAGAAUCUCAGAGGAAGCACGAUCUACCAAUUCAAACACCAUGUAUGGAAGCUGUCUGCAAGGGCCAGCGGGUAACCCUGGCAGAGAGGGAAACCCCGGAACCAACGGCAUCCCUGGGACGCCGGGCAUCCCCGGCCGUGAUGGCAUGAGAGGCGAGAAGGGCGAGUGUGUGAGUGAGGCGUUUGAGGAGCCCUGGAGACCCAACUACAAGCAGUGUGCCUGGAACUCUCUCAACUACGGCAUCGACCUGGGGAAAAUAGCAGACUGCACAUUUACCAAGCUGCGCUCAGACAGCGCCCUGAGAGUUCUCUUCAGCGGUUCCCUCAGACUCAAGUGUAAGACCGCUUGCUGCCAGAGAUGGUACUUCACCUUUAAUGGUGCAGAGUGUACAGGCCCUCUGCCUGUCGAAUCCAUCAUCUACCUGGAUCAGGGCAGCCCAGAGCUCAACUCAACCAUUAACAUCCACAGGACAUCUUCAGUGGAAGGGUUGUGCGAAGGCAUGAAGUCGGGCCUGGUGGACGUGGCUGUUUGGGUGGGGACAUGUUCUGACUACCCCCGGGGUGACGCGUCUACGGGCUGGAAUUCUGUCUCCAGGAUCGUCAUUGAAGAGCUUCCAAAAUCAUUUUGAACGUAUAUAUAAUUAGCUAGAAGGGCUGGCAGGGCCCUGGGAGUGCAGUGUUAUCUCCCUCUAUAAAACCAUCAGGCGUGGCUGGAACAUGAGAAGGGAUUUUUAACUUGAAUGUAUUCUUUGUAAUGCUAGUUGAUAGAGAACAGUACUGUAAUUUUUUACUGUACAUUGCUAAUGUUUUGUAGCAUAUGCAGUGAAGAAAAAUGAUUGAUUACUGCUAGUAAAGAAGUCAUUUUUUUUUUUAUAACUUAAGAUAAAUCACGCGUUUCCUCAUGUUGUUCAGUCUCAUUGAAAGUUACCAUUUCACUUUUGUAUUGUAUUAGCAUGAUUAUGAAAAAAUGAUAAGCGAUAUGUAUUUGCUGUAUUUCCAAAUGAGCAGGUAUCGGUUAUAAAAAAUGAAAUUAAAAAGACACAUAUUAAAAAUA
This is a messenger RNA of Gadus macrocephalus (Pacific cod), 1512 nucleotides long. Its product is annotated as collagen triple helix repeat-containing protein 1-like. Bases 317 to 1087 code for a protein of 256 amino acids. NCBI's taxonomy places the organism in Eukaryota, Metazoa, Chordata, Actinopteri, Gadiformes, Gadidae. The transcript has 5 exons. The record is from RefSeq and is a predicted model, not a curated record.